AUGUCGUGUUGUAGCUGCGAAAAUACCUCUUGUUGCAACAACAAUCCCACAACCACCGUAGCAUCCACAACCUCUUCAUCGGAUCAUCAUCCUUCCCACAUCAUCACUCCAAAAGACCAAUCCGGUUUGCAAUACCAAUCUUCCGAUGCUGUCUAUAAGAGUGUUCAGGAAUAUUAUGGAAAGGUAUUGAGUACGACCAAUGAUUUGAAAACUUCGGCGUGUUGCACUCCCUCCUCAGGCCUUCAUCCGAUCAUGAAAGCUCUUCUCUCAAAAAUUCCUGAUGAAGUGAUGAGUAAAUAUUAUGGAUGUGGUUCACCACUGCCUCUUGGUGGUAUUCGUGGACGUACGGUUUUAGAUCUCGGAAGUGGUAGCGGAAGAGAUGUGUAUUUGGCUUCCAUGCUUGUCGGAAAGAGUGGUAAAUGUGUGGGAGUGGACAUGACAGAGGAACAGCUCGAGGUAGCGAGAAGAAAUAUUGAUCAAUUAAAGAAAUCCUUUGGAGAGGAUGAUGUGGCAACUAUGGAAUUCAAGAAAGGGUUUAUUGAAGAUUUAAAACAAGCUGGAAUUGAAGAGAAUUCUAUUGAUAUUGUCAUUUCAAAUUGUGUGGUGAAUUUGUCUCCUGAUAAGGAAGCUGUUUUGAAUGGAGUUUAUAAUUCCCUUAAAUUUGGUGGAGAAUUUAUUUUCUCGGAUGUUUAUUGUGACAGAAGAUUAUCCUCUGAGGUUCGCAGUCAUGAGCUGUUGUUUGGCGAGUGUAUUGCUGGGGCGUUAUAUAUCAAUGACUUUAUUGCAUUGUGUAAGAAGAUUGGUUUUACUGAUCCUCGUGAGGUCACUCUCUCAGAAAUCAAGAUUCACGAUUUCAGAAUGAAAGAAAUACUUGGAAAUGCAAAAUUCUAUUCCGUAACAUAUCGUUUAUUUAAACUUGAUGAUUUAGAACCUCAAUGUGAAGACUAUGGACAAGUGGCUAUUUACAGAGGAGGAGCCAACGGAAUGGAUGAAGCAUACAAGCAUGCCUAUGUAUUGGAUGGAAAGCACGUGUUUGAGAGAAAUAGACCAGUAUUGGUAUGUGGAAAUACAGCAAGUAUGCUGUCAAAGCCUUCAUGGUUGGCACCUUAUUUUGAAAUCAUUGGAGAUCGAUCAGUUCAUUAUGGCAUGUUUGAUUGCUCCAAAGGAGGCUCCUCUCAAAGAUGUGAAACCAACAGUGACGCAAGCAGUUGCUCAGGUAGCUCCUGUUGUUAA
This is a messenger RNA of Naegleria fowleri, 1233 nucleotides long. RefSeq lists its product as uncharacterized. Gene Ontology annotation, molecular function: methyltransferase activity. The record is from RefSeq and is a predicted model, not a curated record. The transcript has a single exon. Bases 1 to 1233 code for a protein of 410 amino acids. Lineage: Eukaryota; Heterolobosea; Eutetramitea; Acrasida; Naegleriidae.